Lethenteron reissneri (Far Eastern brook lamprey) is the source of this 6783-nucleotide messenger RNA. It is a transcript of the gene SCAP, whose product is annotated as SREBF chaperone. NCBI's taxonomy places the organism in Eukaryota, Metazoa, Chordata, Hyperoartia, Petromyzontiformes, Petromyzontidae. Gene Ontology annotation, biological process: SREBP signaling pathway; regulation of cholesterol biosynthetic process. Gene Ontology annotation, cellular component: SREBP-SCAP complex; endoplasmic reticulum membrane; Golgi membrane. Gene Ontology annotation, molecular function: sterol binding; protein binding. The record is from RefSeq and is a predicted model, not a curated record.
AACAUGAGAUGUUUUAGAACAAUGUGCUUAGAAUAUAUAUGCACGUUAUUUGUUAUGGUAAACGUUGUCAGUGAAACUUAAAACUAUUAAUUCAAUACUUAGUAUUCCGUAACAGGCGAGGUGAGCCGUCCGUUCAACAAAUCGCGUUGCAGCCUCCGUAGGCCGCGGGUCACGGGUCAAGGGAGAUCGCGGUCACGUGACGCGACCUCGCCCCACGCGGGGAGACGAGAGGCGCGGCGAGUCGGGGGCCCGGGAGCGUCGUCCUCGUCCUCCUCCUCUUGACAGUCGCCCGCGGCCGCCACCACCACUGGGGACGCCUGCACAGAGACGGGGGCGGAGACGCACGGGCGGGGAUAGAGACACGGAGGACCACCCUGGAGACGGGUAGCAAAGGCGGAGACGGGAAGCGCCCUGCCUGCCUGCCCGCCCGCCUGCGUGGGUAGAGCGGGACUCGCCAUGUGCAGCUAAAGGCGAACACCCGGGAGGUUCCCGCUUCAGGGAGAGAGACCCCGGACAGACGGAGAGAGAGAGAGACCUGGCACCGGCAGCGAGGAGACGCGGACCCCCUAGAGAUCCCAGAUCCAUCCGUUUCCACGGCGACCGGGGUCCACUGCUGGAAGCCGCGGGACCCAUCGCGCGCAUCUCGCGCCCAUUGGAGCUGAGAGCGGCGCUGCGGGGAGGCACACGGGGUGAGGCGCACGGGGAGUGUGCGUACCAGGCCGCCGGAGAGCAGACAUCCAGAUGGACUGGUCCACGCUCCCACCUGCUGUCACUGCUGCUGUCUGGCCAUCUCGCAGUCGAGCGGGUUUAUGAUGAGAGUCAACUGAAGGGAAGAGUAGAGACCACUGCACCAUGAUGCUGGCGGAGAAACUGAAGGAGAAGAUCUCCCUGGGCUUCUACUCACACGGGCUCAUGUGUGCCUCCUACCCCGUGCCCAUCAUCGCCUUCACCUUCAUCUGCGUGCUCGCCUGCUGCUCCCCUCUGCUGAAGCUGCCCCUGCCCGGCACGGGCCCCGUGGAGUUCGUGACCCCUGUGCAGGACUAUUCUCCCCCGGACGAGCAGUACGCGGCCUCUGGGGCCUCCGACUCGGAGGAGAGGCCCUCCUGGUAUGUGGGCAGGCCAGUGGCGUACGUGCAGCAGGUGGUGCUGAAGGCCACCGUGUUCCCCUGGGAGCGAGGCCUCAUCCCUGUCGACGCUUUCAGGGGGCCCCUCUCCAAGGUGUUCGAGCUGCUGGAGGAGAUCCACAACCACCAGCAAACCACCAGCGAGGGCCCACGUAGCCUCGACGACUACUGCUUCCGCGUGGCGGCGCUGCUGCCUGGGCUGCGAGCGCUGCAGCGCUUCCUUCCCGAGCACGGCUGCCUUGUCGUGUCGCCGGCCAACUUCUGGCUCAACGACAUCGAGCACUUCCGCGCCGAUCCCGACGUGAUGAGCACUGUUCACCAGCACCAGGGCAAGGCCUUCCAGUUCUCCACGUCGCUCAAAGACCUGCUGUUCGGCGUGCCUCCCAAGUACAGCGGAGUGUCACGCUACUACAUCCGCAACCGCCAGCGGCUCGUCUCCUUCGCCGUCACCAUCGUGCUGCACUCCUACGACAACCGGUUUGUGUGGGGCCUGCGGUCGCGGUUGAAGCGACUGUACCCGGCCACCAACGCGUCGUUGCGUGAGGACUCCAUGGUGCACGUGCACUUCCAGGAGGAGGUGGGCGUGGCCGAGCUCGUGCCGCUCGUCACCACCUACAUCAUCCUGUUCGCCUACAUCUACUUCUCCACGCGAAAAAUCGACUUGGUGAAGUCCAAGUGGGGGCUGGCACUGGCAGCUGUGGCCACGGUCAUCAGCUCCCUGCUCAUCUCCGUUGGCCUGUGCACCCUGUUCGGCCUCACGCCCACGCUCAACGGAGGGGAGAUCUUCCCCUACCUCGUGCUUGUCAUUGGCCUGGAGAACAUCCUUGUCCUCACCAAGUCGGUCGUCUCAACGCCUGUGGACCAGGACGUCAAAUUCCGCAUCGCACAGGGACUCAGCAACGAGGGCUGGUCCAUUGUCAAGAACAUGGCCACCGAGCUCUUCAUUGUCCUCAUUGGCUACUUCACCAUGGUCCCCGCCAUCCAGGAGUUCUGCCUCUUUGCUCUGGUGGGGAUCGUGUCCGACUUCUUCCUGCAGAUGUUCUUCUUCACAACAGUGCUGGCCAUCGACAUCCGCCGCAUGGAGUUGUCCGACCUGCACAAGCACCCCCUGCGAGGCCCGCCGGAGGCGCUCCACGUGCCCGUACCCGCCCCGGCCCCUCGCCCUCGCUCCAAAGCCCCCCGAGGCCCCGGGGAGGCGCGGCCAGGACCCCCGCCGCCCGCGUCUUUCCCCUACUCCAUCUCGCUACCGCCCCCGUCGCUGCGCACGCUGCGCUUGCCGCGCCGCCUGCGUGUCGUCUACUUCUUCGCUCGCACGCGGUUGGCUCAGCGAGUCAUCAUGCUGGGCACCGUCGUAUGGAUCGGCAUCCUCGUGUACACGGACCCCACGGGGCUGCGCGCGUACAUCGCCUCGCGCGUCGCGCAGCAGAGCUCGCUGGGCGGCGGCGACCUCACGCGCAUGGCCAUGGCCGGACUCUUCAGCCACGAGACGCCAGGGGCCUCCUCCUCCUCCGCCGCCGCCGCCCUCUCCGCGGGCGACGCCGCCUCCACCGUGGCCGCGGCCCCCGGUGAAUCGGGCGCGGGCCGCGAGCCGGGCCGCGGGAGCGUGCCGCCCGACACGGGGCCCGGACGGCCUCCCCCCGCGCCCGCCCCGCGCGGCUGGGAGAGCCUGAACGCGCACGCGGAGCGCGAGCGGCCGCCCGCCGACAUCACGUGGAGCGGCGCGCAGGACGAGGAGGUGUGGAGGCAGCUCUCGUUCCGCCACUGGCCCACGCUCUUCAGCUACUACAACAUCAGCCUGGCCAGGAAGUACAUCAGCAUCCUGCCGGUGGUGCCGGUGUCGGUGGUGCUGUCCCCGGAGGACGCGCUGGCGCUGCAGCACCCAAUGGAGCUGGAGCAGCACCGCCUGGCGCUGCAGCACGAGCGUGAAAAGGCGGCGCUGCCCGUGCUGCCCGCCCCGACAGGGCUCACCUCUUACUACCGGGCGGCGGGGGUGGGCUUCCUUGUGGGCGGCCUGCUGGUGCUCACCACCUGCUGCCUCUACAAGCUGCUGUGCCCCAAGACGUAUGGGCAGCUGGGCCCGCGGCACGGGCGGCGGCGCCGGCGCGAGUUGCCGUGCGACCAGUACGGGUACUGCCCCCCCGUGAGCGAGGCCACGCCCGUACCGCUCACGGGGCACCCAAUGGACAUAGAGUGCGUGGCCGUGGACGGCGGAAUGCUGGUGAGCUGCUGCCUCGCCGGGCAGAUCCGCGUGUGGGACGCGCACUCUGGCCGAUGCGUGACCGUCAUCCACCGCGUCAGCACGAGGCGCAAAGACUUGGACGGCGGCUGUGGCCGUGUGGAAGCGGUCGACGGAUGCGUCGGACCAAGGCCUUGGCUCGAGACCGCGGAUGCACAGGCUGCCGGAAGUCUCCCCGCAAGCCCCCUGUUUGGGGAUCGUAGCAGCCCCACGUCGCCGAGUCACGACACACCUAAUAGCCCCUCCUCCGGCUACGACUUCUCCAGCUUUUGUCAUCCAAGAUUUGACGGAAGCCCGAACUCAAUUCCCAGCGGUGCCCAUUCCGCAUUCUCCUUUGCAGCUGGGCUCUCGGCCGAUUCGUACGAGCCCCCUUCUGGGAGUCACCGGCGGACACGGAGAGCUAGAGACUCGUCGGCGGAGCAGGGCUUACACGAUGCAUCGGCAGGCAAGGCCACGGCCCGCUCGCCCUCGCUGCCAAAAGCGAGGUUACAAGAGGACAGUUUGCUGGAGAGAUCGUGUGGAGAGCCCAGCGAGGUGGCUUGCAGAUCUCCGCGUGGAGGUGGAGAAGGGGAUGAGUCGGGGCUCGGGGCAGGGCCCGGCCCUCCUGCAGAUGAGUCCGUCGGCCCCGAGAGCUGUCACGGCGUCAUUUGGAGCAUGGCCGUGAAGGAUGGCAUUGUUGUGGUGGGCUGUGGAAACGGCCGCUUGGAGGUGUGGGAUGCGCAGAGCGGAACGCUGCACUGCUGCCACGAAGAGGGGGUAGCCGGCAUCAUCGCUCUCUCCUUCUCACAGAACAACAUCGUGGCGGCACGGCUCAACGGGACUCUCGACUUCUUCCUGCUGGAGACGAGCAGCCUGCAGGGGCACGGCCGCGCAGCAGCAGCGCCGGUCACGCGAGACGGGCGGCGCCCGCCGGUGCUGCGGGCGCCCUGCGGGGACGCGGAAGGCGAUGGCGACGGCGACAGUGUCUUGCCGGCUUAUGCACUCCGUGUGCCCCGCGCACCACAAACCGAUCACCACGCUGAGGGCCGCGGCGGGGCGCGUCGUCACGGGCAGCGAGGAUCACACGCUCAAGGUGUUCAAACUCGAAGACUCGUGCUGUCUGUUCACCUUGCGAGGCCACCAAGCCGGAGUGACCACUGCCUACCUGGACCAGAACAUGACGCUGUGCAGCGGCGGCCGCGACGGAGCUGUGUGUCUGUGGGACGCGCUCACGGGAAGCCGCGUGAGCCAGAUGUACGGGCACCGCGGCGAUGUCGUGUGCCUCUCGUGCACCGCCAGCUACGUGAUCAGUGCCGGCGUGGACGACAAGCUGUGCGUGUGGGACCGCUGCAGUGGCUCGCAGCUCUUCACCAUCCUCCAGGAGCCCGACUGUGGCUCCAGCUUCGCCGUGCUGGCGGAGAGCGUGCUGGUCACCGGGGCACCGGGCUGCCUCAGCCUGUGGGAGCUGGCUUACGGCGCCCUGCUGCAGACGGUCUGCCUGCCGGCGUGCGACGAGCUGCAGCUGCCCCGCGCCCUGCUGCCCAUCAACAACACCACCGUGGCCUGUCACCUGGGCUCCUCCCUCAAGCUGGUGCAGCUGCCGAGCGUUGUGGACAAACUGGACUAGGCGCGCGCGUGGCCGUGCGCCAGGGCCCGCAGCGUGCGUUGCUGCCUAGUAGCUGACUAACCAUUCAGGGUUUUUACUUGACCAAACGUUGUUGUGGAUGCAUUGGCAAGGUCAUUUGAAGGAUUUAAUAAUGCUGGUGCUCACCUAGGGAAGAAGUGUGUUUUAUAUAAGAUUUGUGUUUUCUAAAGACGAGUUAUAAAAUUGCAGUCUCUAGCCGGGCUACUUUAGAUGCGAAUUCAUGUGCCACCUUUGAGAAUUGUGGGUAAUAAAAUAAUAGAUAAGGGACCAGAUUCACGUGCUGGCAAAUGCCCAUUUCCUGUCGAUUUCUGACAUUCUCCAUCACCUGUAAAUCAUGAACGUGAUGUCGUCUACUGUAUCACAUUGUGAAUCUGGCCAAAGGGUUUGCUUAUAUCAAUAAAGAAAGCACCCUUUCCAUUGAUCAGUGGGCUUCCCAGAUAAAUUUAUCUCGGAUGCUUUUGUUAAAACGAGCAACAUUCUACGUCCAGUCUCAUGAGCCGGGUGUGUGGCUCGUCAAGGCGACUGCCCGCAGGUGGCUUCGUGUCGGCCAGAGAUGCACCACAGACGACAUUGUGCACGUGUGUGUUGGGAUGGAAAGAUGCUCCUCUCUUUGGCAUAGUGGGUUAUUUAAUAAAAAGAGAAGUGUUUAGCUGGAGAAGAAAUGUUGGGCCCAUAGGGUGAGUGUGCCUACCUGGCUUUCAUCCGUAACGUCAGGUUCUUCAGUAAAACACUGCUCACACUCUGUGAUGAGACAAAUUCAGGCUGUUCCUUGCUUUAACAAACGUCCCGGGAGUUGGUUAAUGCGGAAGCAUGGUGCUCAUUAGGCCGAAUCAUCGGUGAGUUCAUUGCAAUUUCAUUUCAGAGAUUAAACAAUUGCGUUGUCUGUUUAAGUUAUAAACGAACAUUGCUCCAGCCGAAGUGAAUUUGUAUGCUCGUGUUAAUGAUCGUAAUUACAUCUUGGUGUAAUCUCAACGACAUUGUGAAGCUAUUGGCCAGUUUGGGGCGGUCAAACUCUGUACAUUUUAUAAACAAGCUGUAUUUAAUGACCUACAAGUUUAUUAGCAUCUUUUGGCUAAUUUAGAGAUCCCGUCUCAGCAUUGCAGCAAACUCCUCCGUACAUUAUUCAACAACAACAACACAUGACGUCUGGUGACGCUGCGUUGGCAGUGGUGCAUGAGCACAAUUAACAAAACGACUCCAACACGUCCGUCAAUAACACUGCCUUCAAAUAAACAAUAUAAAACGGGUGACGUUUCAGCCAAUGGCCCUACUUUGUAAAACAAAUAUAGCACUUUGGGUGAGGUUCCCUGGGUAGUAUCCAAAGUGGCCGCAAGUGAUGACGUGGGUACUGUACGAGGAGGAGAUCUGCUCUUACCGACGAUGUAGAUUUGCAGUUUUGCAGGACGUGGGUGGUUGUGUCGCCACGUUAACCAGCGCACUUAAUGUGGGUUGAUGAGAACACGUGAUUUCACUAAAAAGCUGAUGCCACGGGCUGGGAGUAAAUUAUAAUUUGUUAAUUAAUAAGGUUUAUAUGUUUGUGUGUGUAUGUGCUUCUUUUCUAUGUACCACUUAGUGGUAAGCAUUCAGCAAUGGGAUAUUAAUGAUUGCCGGUGUUUAGUGUGGGGAUACGGGCCAGUGAAACACGCUGAAGGCAACACCUACUGUGUGCACUUACAGUUGCAUUUUUCUACUGUAUAUUUUUUGUUAUUUAAAUGUUAUGACUACACCAAAUGAAAUGAAUGUACUGGCAAGCUUACAGAAGACUAUAAACAUUUGGAUAAUAAAUAACUGAUAUAAUA